AUGGCAGAACACGUGGCACAUGAAUUAGAUAAUGUCGCAUCGAGUUCAAAAGGGAUUAAACGGCCGUUAAGCAAUUCGGUGAAUGUAACCUGUAAAUCAAUUCGGAAAUCUAAUAAAACAGCCAGUGGUGAAAUCCAGACUAAAGUAAAAGUCCAGACUAAAAGUACGGUAACGUGUGAAUUAUGUUAUCAAAUAAAUCCUGAAAUCGUAACCAUUCCGUGUAAUGCCGAAUUUGAAUGCAUUGUACUUACGAACGAAGUUUUGGCAAAUAUUUAUACAGAUAAAUUGGAUGUUAUAAAACAUAAUUUGACCAACUAUAGUGUUUAUGAUGAAAAUGGACACUUGUGUUCAAUGGAUUCGGGAAUUAUUGAGCAAAAUAAACCAAUAUAUUUAACUGGUUAUGUAAAGCCAAUUUAUGACUAUGAUUCUAGUAUUGAAAAUGGAAUAGCAGUUAAACAAUUGGGGUCCAUUUUAGAAUGGUUCUUAGAGUCAUAUGAUUGCGGUUCAAAGAUAGUAAUUGGUGUGUCUACUAACUAUGCUGAUUAUUUAUUAGUUGAACCACAUCCAAGUUAUAGAAAGUAUAUGACAUCCAUAUUCGAAAAGGUACAUCUCAGUAAAGUAGUUGUAGAAAGAUUAGUAGAACUGAAAGAAUCUGAUGAUCCGUCCUAUGAGGAUAUUUUAAAUUAUGUAGUAAAUUCUGUAAACCCGGUAACAAAUAUCAAAUUCACUGAAGAAAAUCUCAUUUCCCAUGCUCAAUUUGUAAUUGACCAGGUUGACCAAGUCGACUAUGAAUCAACAACUGAAUAUAAUUUUCCACUAGUUGGUACACAAUUUAUUGAAACAUUGAAAAAACUAUCAGGCGAUGCAAGUUCUAUAGUAAAAAUGCCUCCCAGAAGGUUGAAUAUACAUAGAACCAAUAGUCUGAAAUAUGAUAUAAGUAAACAAAAAUAUAGUAAAGCCACUACCACAUACCUGGUAAAUGACAUAUUUGAAAAAAUAUUUACUGCGCAGUUAGAGCAGUAUAAAAAUGAAAAUGUAGUGGUUAUAAAUGAACAAAAGACUGUAUUUGAUGAUAUUAAGUUAAGCAAAAAAGUCAUUAAGACCCCCCAGGAAUUAUCUGGGAAAUAUAUUAUUGUAAAAGAAGAUUCUUCAAUUAAUCCUAUAAUUGGUCAUGUUCAAUAUUUAUUUCAAAACUGUUCUAAAACUAUGGCCCAUAUAAUUUUAUUUAUACAUGGUAAUCAUACCAUACUUGGUGAUACAUCUGACCCUCGGGAACUAUAUCUUUUGGAAAAGUGUACCGAUAUUGAUAUUAAAAAUGUAAUUCAAAUAGCAGAUGUAAAAUUUAAAAAACCAUGCAAAGAUUGGUUCAAACUUGGAAAUGCAGAGUUGAAAGAUAUUUCUGAACCAGUUGACCGGAACAAAAUUAAUGCAUUUUUUUAUCAAUUCCAGUAUCACGAAGAAUUUGGAAGAUUUGAACACCCGGAAACUCCAGAAACCUUAAUCGGUGGUACAAACCAAAAUAAAUAUUGUACUAACUGUGUAAAAAAAAAUUUGAAAAUAAAAUCUCAAGUUCCUGAACUAUUUGAAUUUGUUGAAAAAUACAAAAACCAAUAUUUUCAUUUUAAUUACAAAUUAAACAAUGAGGAAUAUAAAAUUGGAGAUUUUAUAUAUUUAAAACCUGGGAUAUUUACAGAAGAUUUAAGAAUUAACUUUGAAGGACAAGCACCAUUUGUGUUUAAUGAUACAAAUAAAAAUGAAAAUAGCACUUUACCAAAAAAUAUUUGUGAAACAAAGUACCCUGAACAUUAUCGUAAGAAUCUGGAAAACACAAUGCGUGGUUCCAAUGAAUCAACGCCGGAGCCUUUUGAAAUUGCAGAAAUAUUAAGUAUGCAUGUUACGAAAAAUUUUAAAAGUAAUGUUCAGAUCCUUGUACGCCGUAUGUAUAGAGCUGAUCAAAUCCCAUUGGGAAAUAGUGACAAAAAUGCGGAUAUGAAUUUGCUAUUUUGGUCUGACGAACAGUUUAAAAUAAAAUAUGAUGAUAUAGUUGGAAAAUGUUACGUAUCGCAUAUCAAUAACGUUCAAGACCUUGCUGCUUGGUUUGCUGAUGGACCAGAUCGAUUUUACUUUGAAAAUAAAUACAAUUUUUUAACUUGUUCCAUUGUUCCCGAAUGUCAACUUUCAAGUGUAGCAAUACCAACUAAAAGAGAAGUAAACCCUGUUAACUAUAUAAAUGAAAGUAAAAAACAAUCUAUACCUUCUUAUAAGAAAAUCAGUCCACUUAGAGGACUGGACAUAUUUGCAGGUUGCGGUGGAUUGUCCAAAGGAUUGGAAGACAGUGGAUUACUUAAAUGCAAAUGGGCUAUAGAAUAUGAUGACAACGCUGCUGAAGCAUUCAAAUUAAACAAUCCCGAUACAAUUGUAUUUGUUGAAGAUUGCAACGCUUUGUUAAAAUUAGCUAUGUCGGGUAAAACAACUAACAAAUUAAAUCAAAAAAUACCACAAAAAGGUGAAGUAGAUAUAAUUUGUGGGGGGCCUCCGUGUCAGGGAUUUAGCGGCAUGAAUCGGUUCAAUUCUGGUCAAUAUUCAUUGUUUAGGAACUCUUUGAUUGUUUCAUUUUUAUCAUACAUAGAUUUCUAUCGACCAAAAUUUUUCAUUAUGGAAAAUGUCAGGAAUUUUGUUUCAUUUAACAAAGGCACGGUUAUAAGAUCAACACUCCGAUGUAUUACACGCAUGGGCUACCAAUGUACAUUUGGAAUUCUCCAAGCAGGAAAUUUUGGUGUCCCUCAAACCAGAAGGCGGUUAAUUAUAAUGGCAGCAGCUCCUGGUGAAACAUUACCAUUUUAUCCAGAGCCCACUCAUGUCUUCAAUAAGAGAAAUUCAAGUUUAAAUGUACAAAUUGGUGGAAAAAAGUAUAAAACAAAUUGCAAGUAUAAAGAAUCGGCUCCUAUGAGAACUGUAACAGUAUAUGAUGCUUGGUCGGAUUUACCUGAGAUAAAAAAUGGAGCAAAUAAUGAAGCUAUUCCAUAUAAACAUAAGCCCAAAACACACCUACAACAAUUACUGAGGUAUCCAAAUAAUCUUCUCUCAGAAUCUAUACUGACAGAUCAUAUCUGCAAGGACAUGUCACUCUUAGUGCAAGCACGAAUGGAACUCAUUCCUAUAAGUGAAGGUAGUGAUUGGAGAGAUCUACCGAACAUAGAAGUACAACUAGCUGAUGGAAAUUGGACAAACACUCUUGUGUAUAGAUAUCAUGAUCAAAAUAAUGGCAAAGGACCAGGCGGUGCAUUUAGAGGAGUUUGCCAAUGUGCUAGUGGAAAGAAAUGUAAUCCACAAGAUAAGCAAACGAACACAAUAAUUCCAUGGUGUUUGCCGCAUACGGCAAACCGAAACAACAACUGGGCAGGAUUAUAUGGACGGCUCGCGUGGAAAGGAUUCUGUUCGACAACAAUAACAAAUCCUGAGCCAAUGGGUAAACAAGGUAGGGUACUUCACCCUAAUCAACAUAGGGUAGUCAGUGUGCGAGAGUGUGCACGAUCACAGGGUUUUAAUGAUGCAUUUUUAUUUUACGGACCAAUUAUUAACAAACAUAGGCAAAUAGGGAAUGCAGUGCCACCGCCUAUGGGUAAAGCAAUUGGACACGAAAUAAUUAAUGCUAUUUAUAAAAAAUCUCACCACUUCUGUACAACUAAAGAUUAG
Molecule: messenger RNA, 3696 nt
Organism: Cinara cedri
Lineage: Eukaryota; Metazoa; Arthropoda; Insecta; Hemiptera; Aphididae
Source: the annotation of a GenBank genome assembly